AGGAAGUGCGAGCUAGCUUCCGGUUGCAGCGGUGCAGGGUGAGACUUUGGAUGCCCGGACGCGGGUGAUUGGCGUCAUUGGGAGGAGCGGCGGGGCUUCCAGCGACUUGAAGUCUGAAGUCAGGAGCAGCAUGUCUGGCUGUGUGCUGCUCUCGCGUGGGGCGACUGCGGCGGCGGCUGCGGCGCGAGCUUCCCGGGUGCUGAGGGAAUUCACGGCGAGGCGCCGCCCGCUGCACACCAGCCUGCAGAGCUGCUCGUUCGCCAAGGAGCUCUUCCUGGGCAACAUCGAGCAGAAAGGAGUUUUCCCAUUUCCAGAGGUCAGUCAACAUGAACUUAGUGAAAUCAAUCAGUUCGUGGGACCGCUGGAAAAAUUCUUCACUGAAGAAGUGGACUCUCGAAAAAUUGACCAGGAGGGAAAAAUCCCAGUUGACACCUUAGAGAAGUUGAAGAGCCUGGGACUUUUUGGCAUACAGGUCCCAGAAGAAUAUGGUGGCCUGGGCCUCUCCAACACGAUGUAUGCUCGGCUCGGGGAGAUCAUCAGCCUGGAUGCCUCUAUCACGGUGACCCUGGCAGCACACCAGGCUAUCGGCCUCAAGGGGAUUAUCUUGGUCGGCAAUGAGGAACAGAAGGCCAAGUAUCUGCCCAAACUGUCGUCUGGGGAACACAUCGCAGCCUUCUGCCUAACAGAGCCAGCCAGUGGGAGUGAUGCUGCGUCCAUCCAGACCAGAGCUACGUUAAGUGAAGAUAAGAAGUACUUCAUACUCAAUGGCUCCAAGGUUUGGAUCACCAAUGGAGGACUGGCCAAUAUUUUUACUGUGUUUGCAAAAACCGAGGUGGUCGAUUCUGAUGGUUCGAAAACAGACAAAAUGACCGCAUUCAUAGUAGAAAGAGACUUCGGCGGAAUCACUAAUGGGAAACCUGAAGAUAAAUUAGGCAUUCGAGGCUCCAACACAUGUGAGGUCCAUUUUGAAAAUACCAGAGUGCCUGUGGAAAAUGUCCUUGGAGAAGUUGGAGGGGGCUUUAAGGUAGCCAUGAACAUCCUGAACAGUGGGCGAUUCAGCAUGGGCAGUGCUGUGGCCGGGAUGCUGAAGAAGCUGAUCGAACUGACUGCUGAGUAUGCCUGUACGAGGAAACAGUUCAACAGGAAUCUCAGUGAAUUUGGGUUGAUCCAGGAAAAGUUUGCGCUCAUGGCUCAGAAGGCAUACGUAAUGGAGAGUAUGGCUUACCUCACUUCAGGGAUGCUAGACCAACCAGGAUUUCCCGACUGCUCUAUCGAGGCAGCCAUGGUGAAGGUGUUUAGCUCUGAGGCUGCCUGGCAGUGUGUGAGCGAGGCUCUGCAGAUCCUUGGGGGCUCAGGCUACAUGAAGGACUACCCCUAUGAGCGCAUGCUGCGUGAUGCCCGCAUUCUCCUAAUCUUUGAGGGAACCAAUGAGAUUCUUCGGUUGUUCAUUGCCCUGACAGGCCUGCAGCAUGCUGGACGCAUCCUGACCUCGAGGAUCAAAGAGCUUAAAAGUGGCAAUGUGACCACAGUCAUGGAGACGAUUGGUCGGAAACUUCGGGAUUCUCUGGGCCGAACUGUGGACCUGGGGCUAACAGGCGAUCUUGGUGUUGUCCACCCCAGCCUUGGCGACAGUGCCAACAAGCUUGAGGAAAAUGUCCAUUACUUUGGCCGGACUGUUGAGACCCUGUUACUCCGUUUUGGAAAGAACAUUGUAGAGGAACAGCUGGUGUUAAAGCGGGUAGCCAACAUCCUCAUCAACUUGUAUGGCAUGACUGCUGUGCUGUCGAGAGCCAGCCGCUCCAUCAGAAUUGGGCUCAGGAAUCAUGAUCACGAGGUUCUGUUGGCCAACAUGUUCUGUGUGGAAGCUUAUUUCCAGAAUCUCUUCAGCCUGUCUCAGCUGGACAAGAACGCUCCAGAAAACCUGGAUGAGCAGAUUAAGAAAGUGUCUCGGCAGAUCCUUGAGAAGCGAGCCUAUAUCUGUGCCCACCCGCUGGACAGAGCAUCCUGAGGCUGGAACCAUGUACCUGCCUAGCCCGGGUUAACAUCAUUCACAAGACAGACCUUGAGGUCAUCUGUGUGGACUGUAUGUUAUCUGCAUACACUAAAAACACUUUCUUCUCUGAGCAAAAGCAAUAGUUAGGUUUUGGUCUCUAGGCCCUGUAUCUAGAGGGAUCCCAUCUCCUGGAAGGAAGGAAGUACCAGCCAAAUCGUUGAAGAAAGAAAGAAAAAGGAAGAACCAAAUUGUGGAUGGCUCCUGUGUGUGGCUGCAUGAUACAUCUCAGUGGACAUGGGCCCGCCUUUAAGACACAAGGCUCACAGUAAACUAAGAUUUGGGCAGCUAUUCCUUCUAAACCAUGUAUAAAGAAACUCCUGAGAAGUUGAGUCUAUACCACUCACCGAGACUGUUUCCAAUCUACGUACGGAAUCAUUUAACAAAGUAUAUAAAGUUUAUGUCCACCUAGACUUUAUGUUCUUCAGUCCAUGACCGUGAGGGGCCAUAACAAUAAAAUCCCUUCUUGAGUGUUUUAAACUUCAAAUUGUAGUGCUCCUCCACUUCCUUUGUUAGGCUUAUCCCAAGGGGCUGGUUAGGUGCUUUACUUUACUAGAAUGUUGUUUGAUUCUUUGAUAGUUUUAUACAUUUAAUGAUGUGUCUUGGUCAUAUCUAUCCUAACUCCUCCGUCCUGUUUUAUGGCAUCCUAACAUGCCCAGCUCCCUACUUCUUCUUUUCAACUCACUGUGUCCCCUUAGUGCUGAGUGGGAAUAUUAACUUUCUGACUUGCUCUCCUGCAUCGAUGAUUUUUACCCUCUCUUAAAAAGUGUUCUCUUGGCCCCUUGGUCUUGCAAACUUUAUAUGCCCCAGUACAGGGGAAACACUAGGGCCAAGAAGUGGGAGUGGAUGGGUAGGGAAGCAGGGGGCCACGGGGAGGAUAUAGGGGACUUUUGGGAUAGCAUUUGAAAUGUAAAUGAAGUAAAUACCUAAUAAAAAAUUGGAAAAAAAAAUGUUCUCUUGGGAGGGGGUUAACGUGGCUGGCCCACUGAGAGCUGAGUACCCAGUAGUUCUUAGUCUUUUGUAGCCUUCUGAGUUCCACAGGUCCUUCACCUUAUACACUCAAUCUAAGAAUCAGCAUUGCUUGCCACUGUUGAUUUUGUAGUGUUUGUUUUAACUUCCUCUCUUGCUUAGUGUUAUUGUAGCAAGAUUUAUUCUUUCCUGAGGCCUUAGAGAUUUGUUUCUUUUUCUUCAGUCUGAAAUAUUCCUUCAAUUAUCUUCUGUAGAGCUGGCCUGUGGUCAGAAAUUCCUUUUUACAUAAGAAAAUCAAGAAGGAAGACCAAUGCGUGGAUACUUCAUUCCUCCCUAGAAAAGGGAAUAAAAUACUCCUAGAAGCAGUUACAGAGACAAAGUUUGGAGAUAAGACAAAAGGAUGGACCAUCCGGAGACUGUCCCACCCAGGGGUCCAUCCCAUAAUCAGCCACCAAAUGCAGACACUAUUGCAUAUGCCAGCAAGAUUUUGCUGAAAGGACCCUGAUAUAGCUGUCUCCUGAGAGGCUAUGCCAGUGCCUGGCAAAUACAGAAGUGGAUGCUCACAGUCAUCUAUAAGAUGGAACACAGGGCCCCCAAUGUAGGAGCUAGAGAAAGUACCCAAGAGCUGAAGAGGUCUGCAACCCUAUAGGUGGAACAACAAUAUGAACUAAUCAGUACCCUCAGAACUCGUGUCUCUUGCUGCAUAUGUAGCAGAAGAUGGCCUAGUUGGCCAUCAUUGGGAAGAGAGACCCCUUGGUCAAGCAAACUUCAUAUGCCCACUACAGGGGAACGGCAGGGCCAAGAAGUGGGAGUGAGUGGGUAGGGGAGCAGGGCAGGGGGAAAGGUGUAGGGGACUUUUGGGAUAGCAUUUGAAAUGUAAAUGAAGAGAUUGUCUAAUAAAAAUAUUAAAGAAAU
Messenger RNA from Mus musculus (house mouse), 3934 nucleotides. RefSeq names its product acyl-Coenzyme A dehydrogenase family, member 9 (gene Acad9). Gene Ontology annotation, biological process: medium-chain fatty acid metabolic process; fatty acid metabolic process; mitochondrial respiratory chain complex I assembly. NCBI's taxonomy places the organism in Eukaryota, Metazoa, Chordata, Mammalia, Rodentia, Muridae. Gene Ontology annotation, molecular function: medium-chain fatty acyl-CoA dehydrogenase activity; oxidoreductase activity, acting on the CH-CH group of donors; long-chain fatty acyl-CoA dehydrogenase activity. The transcript is spliced from 18 exons. The record is from RefSeq and is marked validated. Bases 131 to 2008 code for a protein of 625 amino acids. Gene Ontology annotation, cellular component: dendrite; mitochondrial inner membrane; nucleus.